This is a messenger RNA of Lampris incognitus (smalleye Pacific opah), 2362 nucleotides long. RefSeq names its product sodium/potassium/calcium exchanger 3. The transcript has 17 exons. The record is from RefSeq and is a predicted model, not a curated record. Gene Ontology annotation, cellular component: membrane. NCBI's taxonomy places the organism in Eukaryota, Metazoa, Chordata, Actinopteri, Lampriformes, Lampridae. The coding region runs from base 363 to 2201 and encodes 612 amino acids. Gene Ontology annotation, molecular function: calcium channel activity; calcium, potassium:sodium antiporter activity. Gene Ontology annotation, biological process: intracellular calcium ion homeostasis; calcium ion transmembrane transport.
UCUGCCGUCGAUCUGUCCAUAUUUAAAACAAAAAAAAAAGAAGAAGAAGUAGACAGACAGGCUUACUUAGCUCUUCCGCGUUACCGCAAGGUAUGCCAGAGUAAGAUAACGAGAGCGGAUACGGAAUUUUUAUAUAUCCAUGUAUAUCUAUAUAUUUUUGUAGCAGCACUGUUGUUGAGUAACUUGGAAGUCCAGUCGCGAGGUUGAGGGGGCGGAGAGAGGGGUGUUGGAGACCGUCAGCGGGUGUUUUCAGACAAAGUCGUCAGGGGGGGAGAAAAAAAAAACAACAACAGCAACAACUGUCAGAGAGCAGACUGCAAAUUGCAACAGAUGUUUUUCUCGACCAUGCAGCCGAGUUCGGAAUGAAAGCACCGGCGAGGCGACGGCGGCCUUUCCUGCGGCUCUGCUGCUGCGGAGUCGGGCUGCUUGCGGUCAUCUGGCUCGCCCAGGUCACCCGCGUACCAGAGACAGAGUCCUCGGGGCUUAGGCUGGACGCCGAUGGCGGGCAGCUGGCUUCCGUGCGGAGGCUGAUGCAGGAGAAUACAGAAAACCAGACACUGGAUCACCCCAGAGCAGCCAUCCAUGAGUUUCCAGAGGACAUCUUUACUAAGGAGCAGAGGAAAAACGGGGCUGUGUUGCUGCAUGUGCUCUGUGCUAUCUACAUGUUCUACGCCCUGGCCAUUGUCUGCGAUGACUACUUCGUCCCUUCCCUUGAGAAAAUAUCCGAGAACCUGCAGCUCAGCGAAGAUGUGGCAGGGGCAACCUUUAUGGCUGCCGGGAGCUCUGCUCCGGAGCUCUUCACCUCCCUCAUUGGUGUUUUCAUCACUAAAGGAGAUGUCGGAGUCGGCACUAUCGUGGGCUCGGCUGUCUUCAACAUCCUGGUCAUCAUUGGUCUGAGUGGGAUCUUUGCAGGCCAGGUGAUAGUACUGACAUGGUGGUCCCUGUUUAGAGAUUCCACCUACUACAUUCUCGCUGUGCUGGCUCUCAUACUGGUUAUCUACGAUGCUAAGGUAGUUUGGUGGGAGUCCCUGCUCCUCAUGUCCAUGUAUGGAUUAUACAUUAUCAUCAUGAAGUUCAACUCCCCGAUCCUUGGGUAUGUGAUGCGUCAGCUCAGGGGUCCUAGGCAGUGCUGCCUUGGCUCAGAGGUCCACCGAGAUGAGAAGUUGGGAGAUGAGGCAGCUGGUUGCAACACCUCCAUGGUGCUGCUCAGUAAAGCCCAUGUUCAGGAGCCUAACCCAGUCAUGAUGGUGGAUGAGCUGCUCAUUCUCAACCCCCAUAAACUCUCCUUCUCUGAGGCCGGCUUGCGUGUUAUGAUCAGUCCACACUUCUCCCCUCGCACUAGGCUGUCCAUGGCAGGACGCGUGCUCAUCAGCGAGCGACAGAGGUUAAUUAGGAAUCCCAAGAACCAGUUGGAUGUUGAGGCCAGUGCCAGGCCGAGGGAAGGAUCAGUCAAUAAUAAUAUGAAGGACGGCUCUUGCAGCCUAGAGAAUGGAGGUGGUGCAGAGAGGCAGAUCCCUGAUGGAGCUGGAAUAGUGGAUGGAGACUCUGGAGAGAAACCAGGAGUAGAGGAUUCCCAGCCAGAAGAAGAGGAAGAUGAAGAUGGACCUUUUAGUCCUCUUCAUAUACCAGGUGGUUGGUGUGCGCGGCUGAAAUGGGUGAUCUCUUGGCCACUGGGCUCCCUGCUCUAUUGCACUGUGCCUAACUGUGUGCGCCCAUGCUGGCACCGCUGGUUUAUGGUCACUUUUGUGGUUUCCACCCUGUGGAUCGCCAUUUUCUCCUACCUCAUGGUGUGGAUGGUCACCAUCAUUAGCCACACAUUAGACAUCCCAGACUACAUCAUGGGCAUAACGUUCCUGGCAGCAGGUACCAGCGUGCCGGACUGCAUGGCCAGCCUUAUUGUAGCUCGACAAGGCAUGGGGGACAUGGCGGUGUCUAACUCUAUAGGCAGUAAUAUCUUUGACAUCCUGCUGGGUCUGGGUUUUCCCUGGGCUCUGCGCACUCUCGUGGUGGACCACGGAUCAACAAUUUCCAUUAAUAACAAAGGACUGGUGUACUCCGUCAUCUUGCUGCUGGCUUCUGUCUUCUUGACGGUGGCGAGCGUACAUCUGAACCACUGGAAGUUGGAUCGCCGGCUGGGUCUGGGUCUGAUGUUUCUCUAUGCCAUCUUCCUGGUCUGCGCCAUCAUCUUUGGGCAGAUGUGAGGCCUUACAGUCCAAGGUCAACCCUGUUGGGUCUUCCUGUCAGAUACCACGAUGAGUACCUUUCCUCCCUCAUAAUCUCUCCUGAAGCCAAAAAAAGAGGGAUACCUGCUUUGUGUAUACUAGGUUAGAGGUUAUGUGCUCCAUUUUAGUAUACACUAGGA